UCCUCGCCCUCCUCCUCCUCCUUCCCCGCUGCAAUCAGGGGAAUAAAUCAGGGAAGAGGCGCACGCACACACACACUCACACACACACACACACAUACACACACGGAUCUGUUACAAAAGUGGCGCUGAUGGCGGCGGAGCCGAGGCAGCCGGAGCCGGCGCUGCGGGAGUAGGGGCGAGCGGAGCGGAGCGGAGCGGAGCCGAGCCCGCGUCCCCCUCGCCGCGUCCCCGGUCGGGCGGUGCCGCUCCGGGCGCGGGCGGGGACCCCGCCGACAGCGCCGGCUCUGCCCCUCGCCGGCCCGGGAAGGGCAGCGAGCCUCGCGGGGGAAGAUGGCUGCUGGCUGGCGGCUCCUCUUCAGCCUCCUCGCACUUUUGCAAGCCGCGGGCAGGACCCGCUCCUCCGAGGGACCCUUCCCGUCCGCCACAACAAUAAAGUCAUGGGUGGAAAAGAUGCAAGAUGACCUUGUAACAUUGGCAAGAACUGCAAGCGGGGUGGACCGGCUGGCUGAGAUUUAUAUGACACACAGAGAUUUGUAUACCGUGGAAGCCAACAAUGCACGCCAGUUGGUGGAAAUUGCAGCCAGAGAUAUUGAAAAACUACUAAGCAAUAGGUCUAAAGCCUUGGUGCAUCUUGCUCAAAAAGCAGAAGAGAUUCAAGCAACACAUCAGUGGAGGGAUGAGUUUGGGAACAAUGACAUCGUCUAUUACAAUGCAAAAGAUGAUCUGAAUGACUCUAAGAAGAAUGAAACAGAGACUAGCAGCCAGAGAAUCAGACCAGUAUUUGAAGAAGAUCCUGUUUUUCGACGACAAAUAUCUUACCAGCAUGCAGCAGUUCACAUACCAACUGAUAUUUAUGAGGGCUCUACAAUAGUGUUAAAUGAACUCAAUUGGACUGCUGCAUUGGAUGAUACCUUCAAAGAGAAUAGAGAAGAAGACCCAACUUUAUUAUGGCAAGUUUUUGGCAGUGCAACUGGCCUCGCCAGGUAUUAUCCAGCCUCUCCAUGGGUAGUUAAAAGUCGAUCUCAAAACAACAAGAUAGACCUCUAUGAUGUUCGCAGAAGACCAUGGUACAUCCAAGGAGCUGCAUCUCCCAAAGACAUGCUUAUUUUAGUCGAUGCGAGUGGAAGUGUUAGCGGACUGACACUGAAACUGAUCCGAACCUCCGUCAUUGAGAUGCUAGAAACUUUAUCUGAUGAUGACUUUGUGAAUGUAGUUUCAUUCAACAAUAAUGCGCAGAACGUCAGUUGCUUUAAUCAUCUCGUCCAAGCUAACGUGAGGAAUAAGAAGAAGCUGAAAGAGGCGGUCUAUAAAAUCAUAGCUAAAGGAAUCACUGAUUAUAAAAAAGGUUUUAGCUAUGCUUUUGAACAGCUGCUAAAUUACAGUGCAUCUAGAGCUAACUGCAAUAAGAUUAUUAUGUUGUUUACCGAUGGUGGUGAAGAAAGAGCACAAGAGAUUUUCCACAAAUACAACAAAGACAAAAAAGUUCGUGUGUUCACAUUUUCUGUUGGUCAGCAUAAUUACGACAAAGGCCCCAUACAGUGGAUGGCCUGCCAAAAUAAAGGUUACUAUUAUGAAAUCCCUUCCAUUGGCGCAAUAAGAAUAAACACACAGGAAUAUUUGGAUGUUUUGGGCAGACCUAUGGUUUUAGCUGGAAACAAAUCAAAACAAGUACAGUGGACCAAUGUCUAUUUGGAUGCACUGGAACUGGGCCUUGUCAUUACCGGAACGCUGCCUGUCUUCAAUCUAACAAAAGACCAAGAUGGAAAAAAAAACCAGCUGAUUCUUGGAGUAAUGGGAGUUGAUGUCUCUUUGGAAGAUAUAAAAAAAUUGACACCACGGUUUACACUCUGCCCAAAUGGAUAUUAUUUUGCAAUUGACCCUAAUGGUUAUGUGCUGCUUCAUCCAAACCUUCAACCAAAGCACAUUGGUGUGGGCAUACCAAAAGUUAAUUUGAGAAAAAGGAGACCCCAUGUCCAGGAGCCUGUGACACUGGAUUUUCUUGAUGCUGAGCUGGAAAAUGAUAUUAAAGUUGAGAUUCGGAAAAAAAUGAUAGAUGGCGAAAGUGGGGAACGGGUGUUUACGACACUGGUCAAGUCUCAAGAUGAGAGAUAUAUUGACAAAGGAAAUCGAACCUAUACAUGGACUCCUGUGAAUAGCACUGAUUACAGUUUGGCCUUGGUAUUACCAUCGUACAGCUUUUACUAUAUUAAAGCCAAAAUAGAAGAAUCAAUAACUCAGGCCAGAUAUUUAGAAACUCUGAAGCUCGAUCACUUUGAUAAAGCCGGCUAUACCUUUAUUGCACCAAGAGAAUAUUGUAAUGAUGUAAAAGUAUCAGAAAACAACACUGAAUUUCUUUUAAAUUUCACGGAGUUUAUGGAUCAAAAUACCCCAACCAGCCCUUCAUGUAAUACUGAUAUGGUCAUUCGAGUUUUGCUGGAUGCUGGAUUUACAGAUGACCUUGCGCAGAAUUACUGGAGUAAGCAGGCUCUUAAUAAUGGAGUUGUUGCACAUUUUGUUGUUACGGAUGGUGGAAUCACUAGAGUGUAUCCGAGAAAGGCAGGAGAAGAUUGGGGUGAAAAGCCUGAAACUUAUGAACUCAGCUUCUAUAAACGGAGCUUGGAUAAUGACAACUAUAUCUUCACCGCUCCAUACUACAACAAGACUGGUUUCAAUACCUAUGAAACAGGUAUUAUGGUAAGCAAGGCUGUGGAAAUAACCAUUAAUGGAAAACUUCUCAAACCUGCAGUUGUUGGAGUAAAAAUUGAUACAAACAGUUGGAUGGAAAACUUUACAAAAACCACAAUCAAGAGCCUGUGCAACAGUGAACUCUGUGGCUGUGAAAGAAACAGUAUGCAUGUCGACUGUGUUAUUCUUGAUGAUGGUGGAUUUCUUUUGAUGUCAAAUCGGGAUGAGUAUACCCAGCAGAUUGGAAGAUUCUUUGGUGAAAUUGAUCCUGGCUUGAUGCGAAAUCUCAUUAACAUGUCAUUAUAUGCAUUUAACAAGUCGUACGAUUAUCAGUCUGUAUGUGAUCCUGAAGAAGAACCAAAGCAAGGAGCUGGCCUUCGUUCUGCAUAUGUGCCAACAAUAGCAGAUAUUUUGCAUUUAGGAUGGUGGGCCUCUGCAGCUGCCUGGUCUAUUUUACAGCAGUUGUUUCUGAGCCUGACUUUUCCUCGUUUCCUGGAAGCAGUGGACAUGGAUGACGAUGAUUUGACGGCUGCCCUGUCAAAACAGAGCUGCAUUACUGAGCAAACUCAGUAUUUCUUUGAAAAUGAUGAUAAAUCCUUCAUUGGGAUCGUAGACUGUAUUAACUGUUCCAGACUUUAUCAUGCGGAGAAGAUUUCAAACACCAAUCUAGUAUUCAUAAUCAGUGACAGCCAAUUUCUGUGCCGCUCUUGUGAUCCAAAACCAUUGAUGCAAGCAGAAAAGCCGGAUGAAGGGCCAAAUCCCUGUGAAAUGGUUAAGCAGCCUAGGUACAGGAAGGGGCCAGAAGUCUGUUUUGAUCAAGCGGAGCAGGAUCAGCCUAUAUGCACAACGAGUCGUGCCUCUGCCAUGAUGUCCGCUCCUAUCUUCAUUUUUCUGCAAGUUUUCAUAUGGUGUGGAUGGAAGAUUCAACAGACUGUGGUGGGGUCUCUGGUCUGAACCCAUCACUUUGGUCUAUGAUUGGAAUCCAGUUUUUCCUGCUUUGGCUGUUAUCUGGUAGCAGACAUUGUCAGUUAUGACCCUGUUAAACCAAAACCUGCAUACCUAAUCAAGACCCUGCCAAAACAUUAGCCCUCAGUUUCAUUUUAAAAGGGGUCAACUAUUCAAACAGCAGAAGAACAGCAAUGCCCGUGACUUGGUAUCACUCUGUGCAAAAGACUCAAAAGGGCACCCACAGUGGCUGCAUGUUGGAGUCAGAUCCUUAAACUUGUGUGAAUGCUGCAUCAUCUAUGCCAUCUGAACAGAAUUUGUGUGUGCUUCAUGGAGGAAUCUUAAUUUGUUGGUUAUGGUAUCAUUGAUGACUUCAUGUAUAAGGGCUCCCCUUAGGUAGCUUAUGGUCAAUAUGAUUUCUGUUUAUUUUGAACUUAACUUUGCAUUUGUUGCAGGCCUUGCAACACUUCUUCAUGAGCACUUGUAAAGAUGAUAGUUCUUGAAUGCUCUUUCUUCACUUUAUUCAGACCCUCACGGCUGCUGUGAACAUCAGUUGUGUCCAGAAUAUAUAAUAGACUCCAGUUCAUCCAAAAUGGUUUAGGGAUAUGAAAAUAUUGGCUAGUUGUCUUCAGAAAUUCACCGUGACUGAAAUGCCUUAUGCUGAGUGGCUUGUUCUGCCAAAAUUAAUCAAAACGGGUGGCCCGCUAAGUUUUGGUAGGUUCUUAAACUGUUGGUUUAAAAACCAAAUAAAGUCAAGCAAGCAAGAAGCUAUGGAAUUUAGACAUAUAAAGGUGCUUGGGAGUUCAAUGUUUUAACAAAACCAGUGGUUUUCCUCUUAAAUUCAGUGUCAUGUCCCCUUCACAAAAAUGUUAAUUUUGAUGUAAUAUUCUCCCGUUUCUUCACAGUGCAGUUACAUAAUGCUAGUCAAAUCCUUCAAAAUGCUCAAACAAAAAACUUGUGAAUAAAAAAAUGUCUUUGUGAUUAUUGAACGUUGGUUUCCAAGGGUAUUUUGCAUGAUGAUGCUGCUACUUUAUUGUUUUUAAGGUUUUUUUUUUCUUUUUGAUGGUAGAGUAUAGUCCAUUGACAAGGUAAAUGAGUGAUUUUUUUUUUGUUGUGUGAGAAACUAAACUUUGCAAUGUGAUGCGAAUAAAUCAUCAUAAAUUAUAUUGUUAAACGGAGCUCUGAAUAUACUGUGCAAUGAAAAAGCUAAGAAAGUAAUUUAGUUGCCUGGUAAAAGAGAUGAGGUGGGUUUUAUACAGAUUAGUGCUCUCAUAUGAAAACCUGUGUACAGAUAUUUUAAGUAUAUAUAAAUCAGAUCUGACGCAUUUAUUUUUGAAGAGUAUAUGUUCUCAAAGAUUCAUACCAGGUUCCCCCUUUGUUUCUACAAUACAGUUGCACCUGUAAUAUUAAACCUCUAGCUGUUGCUAUUUUAUAUUGAAAAUAGCAAAUUUAACAAAACAAGAUUUCCUGGUUGCUGAAAUUAGAACAUAAUCUGAACAAAUGGGGAGCCUUGAAUCUAUAUGUAUGCACAUUGAUCCUUGAUUGUGAAUAAUAAUUACAAAAAAAACAGUUGUUUUUAUACAACCUUGUUGGUGAUACAAAUUGGUGCAGUAAAUUACAAUAUUACAGUGUAGAAUAGUGUAGAUGCAAAAUAUGAUUUGCGCUUUUUUCUAGUUUUCAAAACUAAACAGUAUUGCAAGACAGCUAAACCAAUGAAUGUGCAACUCUGCUGAUAUUGUACAAUUCUGCUAACAGCUGCAAUAUGCAAAUAUUAAUAUGGUACAAUAGCUCUUAAAAAUAACAAAAUGCAAAGCGUUGGUAUGCAUAUGCUGGCAAAUGACUCUGAUAUAAAUUUGAUUACAUCAAAAAUCUUACAGAGAAAUUAUUGGACAUGCAUGAACAUGCCAUGAAAGUUAGAGAAGUUCCUCAAACCCCAUGGUAUGACUUCAACAAUUGAAUCUCUACUUGUAGCUGUGCCCAUAGUUGGUUGGUUGUUUUUCACAUGUACCCUUGGUUCCAGCUGUGUAUGUUCUCAUGUUUAGGAGUUCAAUAGGGGAAACAAUAAAAAACAAACAAAAACCCCUUCCAAUCUUUGUGUUGAAUUAUCACCAUUGGCCUUUUGAUCCCUUUAGUAUAGGCAUAUGAUUAAAAAUAGAACUGACUGAGCUUGGUAGCUCCAGUUUAUGUCCAUUGAAGAUGAGCUGCUUUCACCUGUAUGGAGUGAGGAUUACAGCAAAACUUUCCAGUAGCUGCAAUUCUCUUCACCCUCCCUUCCCCUGCUGCCAAAUGCUAGAUUUUUUUUCUAACAUUGAGGCUCUAUCCUUCAAACCCCCAAACAUGAAAAAACAACAUGCUUAUAGGACUGUAAAGAUCAAACUCUUAAGAUUGCACAUUAGUUUGUAUUUGCUUUUUUUGAUUACUUGAAAGAUCUAUUAAGUGCUUUAUGUUUAAAUAGUUCAACUUAGUUUUCCAGGGGGGAAAAACAUGUAAUGGAAAAGUAAAAUACUUCAACUUUUAGAUCAUGAAUACUUGACUAGAUUUGCUAGCAUGUGUGAGCCAUAUCCUGAGUUACUUAGGAUAGGUACUUAUAGGCAAAUCCCAAAGGGAAGGGUGGUGUAGAACCAUGCUGCCACAGGAGGACCACUGGUACCCUGUGUCUCUGCUCCUAUCCAUUGAAGGUACAAUGCAACCGUAGAUUAGGAAGAAAGGAAUACCCUUGCGAGACUGCAGGAUGGGAAUUUUUCCUGGCCCAGGCAAAGAAGCAGGGGCUCUUUGUAUCUCUCUUGGCCCUCUCUUCUCCUUUAAAGUCAGUGGCAACUGUGCUCUUAAAUCACUCUGGCACUUUUGAUAAUCCCAUUCUUUACAAGUACUCAGUCAUCAAAGCUGGGCCUGUCUGAUGAUGGGCCCAGUAUUAUUUUAUUUUUUAAUAAGGCUUACUACAGAAAAAUGAAGUCUAAGUCUGACUGCUGUUUGCAGAGAGCUGUUUAUUUUCUGGGUAUAUGUAAAUGAUAUCCAAAUGUUUGAAAAUGCACUAUAUAGAUAUAUAUAUAAAAUAUUUAUCUGUGAGAAAACCAAACAAAAUAUGAACAUUACCUUGGCCAAAGUGCUUGGAUCCAUCUUUUAGAAACCACUUCUGUGAGUAGGAAAAGUUUUUUGUUGGUUACAGGGAAGUUUGGUAUGUAUUUUCUCUCAUAUAACAGAGUUUGUGAAAGAACACACUCAAAUCCUUGAUUUUAACAUGGAAAGAUUUUAAAAUUAUAUUGUAAAAAUUGCUUUAAUAUUUUUAGUUAUUAAAUAAGAAGUUGGAUUGGUAUUUGAUUAAAGCCUCUAAACAAGAGCUACAGACAAGCUGUUUGAACUGUAUUGGUUUUACACAAUCAUCUCAUUACCUAAUGUAUAUCUGACAAAUAACCACAAAUGGAGUCAUUUUAGCAUUGUACAAAACAACAACAAAACGGUAUACGGACUUAACAUGAAUGGUUUUUCUCUUCUUUUUCAUUUGAACAACCAGCAUUACUGCCAAAACACAGACCGUGGUCCACAUUUGUAACAGGUUUUUAACAUGACAUAGCGGGUUUGAUUGAUGAGAUUUUUAGGUCCUGUACCUUUAAGACUUUAGUAUGAUCUUUUUCAUAUUUCUAAUGCUUGAGGCUUUAUUGCUUAACUUGACAAGACCAGUGUUGCUGCCAUUUGUAAGUUUUCCUAUAAUAUUCCUUUUACUAACUUUAAAACUGGCCUUACUGGGUUCAAAUAGGCAGUAUCCCUUUUAAGUGACCUUUGCAACCCAAGUGUUACUUGCUGCAUUUAAGAAUUUUCAGUAUCUUUUAAAGGACAUUGAGACCCUGUGUUCCCCUUUACACUGACACUCAGAAAGCUUAAUUAUUAUUAUUAUUAUGUCUUAAUUUUGAAACACUACAUUAAUCCCACCAAUCCUGCACAUCCGGAUGCUAACCUGCUAGUACUUAUGACUUAUGGCAAAGCCCCUGCAAAACUCUGUGAUGCUUCUAGCUUGUCUACUGGAAGUGAUAUGUCAGGAACACUUUCUUAGUAUGAAGUUUUUCCCUAGUUUCAUCAGACAUCUAGGUCUUUAAACCAGGCCAUUUUUUUUUUCCAUGCCACAAUGUUAAUAUUGUUAAUAUUCUGUGUACACUACUGUAAAAAGACUUAGACAAAGUAUCUGAAAACAAUUCAAGAGUUUCAAAGCGUUGGCCUCACCCUAAUACCAGCUCCUUGCAUCUGUGCUGCUUCUGGCUUUCCAAGAAAAGUAUCAUCUUGAAGAAAUAAUUUCACUGAGGCUAAAGGGAUACUGUCUGCUGCAGAUGCCAUGACUUUGCAAUUGUGAUAUGACAAAGCUGUCUUCUCUUGUGUUGUAUGGAAUGUCUGGAUUAUGCUUUCUGGGAUAUUUUUAUUGAAAUGCUCGGUGUGCAUUCCUGCAAAAAAAGAAAAAAACUAAAAGGCUUGACUGCUCUUAGUGGGCAAAAAGGUCUUUUCUCCCUUUUAUUGUGUUCUCUUGACACUUUUGUGGAACUUGACAAGCCUGGGAAAAAUAAAAUUUUGUAAAAAUUUGUACAAUAAUGUUAUAAAAAAGUUUAUAAUCCUAGAAAUGUUGUGUUUAAUUCUUGUGCAAAAACAGUAUAUUCAGAAUAAAAGUUUAUCAUUUAAAAUCAA
Molecule: messenger RNA, 8298 nt
Organism: Alligator mississippiensis (American alligator)
Lineage: Eukaryota; Metazoa; Chordata; Crocodylia; Alligatoridae
Gene: CACNA2D1
Product: calcium voltage-gated channel auxiliary subunit alpha2delta 1
Exons: 40
Coding region: 331-3639 (1102 amino acids)
Cellular component (GO): L-type voltage-gated calcium channel complex
Molecular function (GO): voltage-gated calcium channel activity
Source: RefSeq, a predicted model, not a curated record